Trichomonas vaginalis G3 is the source of this 1347-nucleotide messenger RNA. Its product is annotated as SAM (S-adenosyl methionine) transporter family. Gene Ontology annotation, molecular function: molybdate ion transmembrane transporter activity. The record is from RefSeq and is a predicted model, not a curated record. The transcript has a single exon. NCBI's taxonomy places the organism in Eukaryota, Parabasalia, Trichomonadida, Trichomonadidae. Gene Ontology annotation, cellular component: membrane. Gene Ontology annotation, biological process: molybdate ion transport. Bases 1 to 1347 code for a protein of 448 amino acids.
AUGGAAAUAUCGCCCGGCGUAAUUAAAGGCGUCUUUUAUGCAAGCGCGAUCUUUAUUGCUGCAUCAAUGAUCACCAAGACAUGGGGAUCUGCUCCAGCUCAAUGCAAGAACAUGCGAAGAAUUCAAAUUGUCUAUUACACUGUUUACUUUGCUUUAAUAUUCCCAGAUCUUACGUUUUCCGUCUAUCUGACACCAUUUGUAAAACUGAAAGGCUAUGGACAGAAGACGAUUUCAACCAUUUACAUAUGCUAUCAAGUAUCUUCAAUCGUAGGGUCAUUACUGUGCACAUCUACGCUUAGAAUGCUUGGAACACGUUUCACUUUCGCAUUUUGCUGUGUUUGCAAGUUCAUUUCAGCUAUACUCUUAGUGGCUUUCGCUGAUCCUAUUCAUGCAUAUAUCAGUCGCUUAGUUUGGGGAUUCUCAUACAUGUUAACCAAAAUUACAUUGGAUAACUGGCUUGUUGAUCUUGCACAGACGUAUGAAAUCUCUCAAGCUGAUAGAGGCAUCCUUCUUAACUACAGAAUGACAUUCCAGUUUACGAUUGAUAUCAUAACCACCUCUUACAUCAGCAAGUUUGUCAUUGCCCAUGGCAUUUAUUUAACAUAUACCAUUUUGAAUGUCUACUAUGCGGCCAUUAUUGUUCCACUUCUGUUUAUUAUGUCAUUCUUGACAUCUCCAAAGAAGGAAGAAAAGAAAGAAGAAAAGGUUAAAGAAGAAAAAUUAGAAGUUCCAAUAGAAGCCAUGACAACCGUCCUUUAUGAUACCGUUUAUGUAUUUUCCAUGGGAUUCUUCAAGUCAAUGCUUGCAACAAACUACAUUAGACAAGAUCUUCCGUUUUCUGUAAUUAUGUCAACAUUUAAUGCCAUGGGAACACUCGGAACUAUCCUUUCCACAUUCUUAGAAAUGUGGUUUUCCGAUUAUACUCUUCAUAAAGUGUUCAUUGCAUCGUAUGCCAUUGUAUUCUUCUUCGGAUGGGUCUUCUAUGAUAACGAUGCCCUUCAGUUCCUUACAACAGUCUUAUUGGGACUCCUCGAUGGUCUCAUUACGCCUGUUAUGGUCACAUUAAGAAAAGAAAACAUCCCUGUUAAUAUUCGUGUCAGAGCUCUUUCAUCCGUAAGAACAUUUACAUCUCUCACAGGAUUCUUCGUUACAUUCGUAAUGAGAUAUACAAACAGACAGAUUUAUUUCUUGUUAAUUACACUUCUUUACAUCGUUUGCGUCACUCUCCCUUACUACCAGAGGUUCGUGUACAGAAGAUUCUUGAAUAUUGUUCACAUAAUUCAGAAGAUUAUGUCACUUCAAUUUUUAGGAUUGAAUAAGUCCCAGAUAAAGGAAAAAGAAGAGUAA